Molecule: messenger RNA, 768 nt
Organism: Stomoxys calcitrans (stable fly)
Lineage: Eukaryota; Metazoa; Arthropoda; Insecta; Diptera; Muscidae
Gene: Jhbp4
Product: circadian clock-controlled protein daywake
Exons: 3
Source: RefSeq, a predicted model, not a curated record
UUUCCAGCAUCUUGGUUAAAAACCUGUCCCCGUGCCAAUCCCAAUGAGGAUAAAUGUUUUCGCAAACUUUUCGAAGGAUGUUUUCCAGCUUUGGCUGCGGGUAUACCAGAAAUUGGAGUCAAUGGCUUUGAACCUUUACACAUAGAUCAGGUUUCAGUACAAAAGGGUAGUGGUAAUUUAAUUUUAGCCGGAGGUUUUCAAAAUCUAGUCAUAAGAGGUCCCUCAAAUGCCACUGUAAAGAGAGCUGUUUUAGAUUUGGAAAAGAAGCUGCUGAAUUUUGAAUUGGAAAUUCCCUUGCUACGCAUACGAGCCAAAUAUAAUUUAAAUGGUCAUAUAUUGGUAUUGCCACUGUUGGGAAAUGGCGAUGUACGUUUGGCCCUGAAAGAUGUCAAGACAUCGGUUUAUACCAAAAUUAGUUUAAAGAAUUCACCAGAGGAAGUUAUCAACAUUGAUGACAUGAAAGUUACCUUUAAUGUUGGCUCCAUGCGCAUUCAUUUGAAUAAUCUCUUCAAUGGCAAUGAAAUUCUAGCUGCCUCCAUUAAUUCGUUCCUUAAUCAAAAUGGCAAUGAGGUUAUUGCCGAAUUAAGACCAGAUCUGGAAAAGGGUCUCGCCGAUAUCUUCCAUGGGCUUUGGAAUAAUGUGUUUUCAAAAAUGCCACUGAAAUUGUGGUUAGUGUGAUAAUUAUUUCCAAUCUUAUCUUUUGUUUCAUUGUUUUUAUAUUUUUUAUCUAUUUUUAAAUUGUAUUUAUUAUAUGCUUAUUAGUAUAGG